This is a messenger RNA of Caenorhabditis remanei, 1155 nucleotides long. RefSeq lists its product as uncharacterized. Gene Ontology annotation, biological process: tRNA methylation. The record is from RefSeq and is a predicted model, not a curated record. Bases 1 to 1155 code for a protein of 384 amino acids. The transcript is spliced from 4 exons. NCBI's taxonomy places the organism in Eukaryota, Metazoa, Nematoda, Chromadorea, Rhabditida, Rhabditidae.
AUGGAAUCGGAGAGUCAAAAGAAUUGUGAAUACAUUCUUCCGAUCAAGAAGCGGCGAUGUAAAAUGUUGGUGAAACGUGGAAAUCGGUUUUGUGGAGAACAUUCCAUUCAUGAUCCGAGUAAUACGGAACGAAUGAUUUGUCCGAACGAUGGAAAACACACAAUUCUGAAAUCAGAACUCGAAUUGCAUUUAAAACGAUGCAAUUCUAGAAUCAUAGAAGCGGAAUAUAUCAAAAUCGAUGCGAAUUCGAUUCGUGGUGAGACGAAAUCCACCGAUAAAAUUGACAGGAGAGCGACAGAAGAAGAAAUUUGUGAAGUUGUUCACAAAAUCUGGGAUUGCUACGAAACUGAUGUUAAGUAUCGGCUGAUUGUGGAGAACAAGAAUAACGAACUUGUCGACAAAAAACUAGCUGAAAAUACACAACUUUGCUCAGAGAAACGGAAACAUUUAGUGCAGAUUUCUUCGAUUUUAGGGCAUCUCGAAUCUUCUGGAUGUCUUCCUUCAUCUUCCUCGUCUUGCAUGUUUGAACUUGGUGCUGGAAAGGGACAACUCGCUUAUUGGAUCUCAAAAGCUGCACCAAACGGAAACUACAUACUAAUGGAUCGAAGUGGUUCUAGAAACAAAUUUGAUACCGCUGCGAAACGAGAAAAUCCAAACCUAUCGAUGAGUCGAUAUCGUUGUGCUAUUGAGCACAUGGAUUUGUCUAAAAUUGAGGAAUUAAAGAAUUCUAAUGAAAUUUUGGCUGUAUGCAAACACUUCUGUGGAAGUGCCACAGAUGCUGGAAUCCGAUCUCUGAGAAAUAGUGGUUUGAAGUUCAAUGCAGCUCUACUCAUUCCGUGUUGUCAUCACAAAUCGAGAUUCGCUGAAUAUGGAGGACAUGAGUUUUUGGAGAAAUGGGAAAUGAAUGACGAAGCAUCGUUUGCUGCACUUCGAUACGUGGCAUCGUUUGCAACAAAUGGAUCUGUAAACAUUGAUACUUCUGGUGGAUGGAAGUCGUUACACCCACCGGUUGAAUUAGGCCGUCGCGCAAAAGCAAUUUUGGAAGUUGGAAGAGCGAUUUGGCUAGAAAGCGUUGGAUUCGAAACUAAAAUCAUCGAAUACGUUCCACCAGAAGUUUCCCCGGAAAACUUGCUGAUUUUGGCUAUAAAGGCAUGA